AUGAGAAAUGAGGAGGUUGAUUUAUGUCUUCGUUAUCGUUGUCCAUCUAGGCACCUUUACACUCUUCUUGAUUCAUUGGUUUUCGAGUUUAUUGAAUUACUUAAACAAAAAAAUCUACCUGUUGAUGAUAAAUUGAUAAAAGCUAAAGCGAUUUCAUUGGCUCAGAGCUUAGGGUUGAAAACGUUUGUCGCUAGUACUAGUUGGUUUAGUAAUUUCAAGAGAAGAAAUAACGUAAGAAGAUUAAAACAACACGGUGAAUCUCGGUGUGUUGAUCUUGAGAUUGUCGAGAAUUGGUUCCUUAAAUUACCUGAUAUUAUCAAAGAUUUUGAAGAUGAUUGUAUUUAUAACGCUGAUGAAUCGAGUUUCUAUUGGAAAGCUUUACCAACAUCAUCAUAUCUAACAAAAGAAGCUGAUCAACACGGGAUCAAGCAAUCGAAGCUCAGAGUAUCGGUAAUGUUGGGUUGUAAUCGUUUCGGUAACAAAGAGAGGAUAUUGGUUAUUUGUUUUCGUGCUCGGCCUCAUUGUUUCCAAAAGGUUAAUUAUGAUCUAUCAUCAAUCGAUGUAAAUUAUAAGUUCAAUAGCUUGAGUUACAUGAAAUCAAGUUUAUUCAAUGAAUGGCUAGUUGAGUGGGAUAAUCAGUUGAUUGAAGAUAAAAAAAUUCUAUUAUUUGUUGACAAUUGCCCAUCACAUAAAUUAACUGAAACAUUGAAAAAUAUUAUUGUGAUCAAAUUACCACCCAACACAACAUCACACUGCCAACCAUUAGAUUGUGGUAUUAUCGCUAAUGUAAAGACUUUAUAUCGGUCAAAAAUAAUACAGAAAAUUGCUCCGUCAAUUGAAAAUGAAAUUAAAUUGAUAGAUUGUCUCAAAAAUUUACAAUUAAUUGAUGGAAUUCAAAUAUGA
Molecule: messenger RNA, 903 nt
Organism: Panonychus citri (citrus red mite)
Lineage: Eukaryota; Metazoa; Arthropoda; Arachnida; Trombidiformes; Tetranychidae
Product: tigger transposable element-derived protein 6-like
Exons: 1
Coding region: 1-903 (300 amino acids)
Cellular component (GO): nucleus
Molecular function (GO): DNA binding
Source: RefSeq, a predicted model, not a curated record